Messenger RNA from Closterium sp. Naga37s-1, 759 nucleotides. Lineage: Eukaryota; Viridiplantae; Streptophyta; Zygnematophyceae; Desmidiales; Closteriaceae. The record is from the annotation of a GenBank genome assembly.
AUGAUGUCGACCCUUUAUGUCAUGAAGGUCAACUGCGACGGCGUGUUGCGUCGCAUCUCCACAAAGGCAACUGCUAACUCGUUCUCUGCAAGCUGCACCGGGCUGACUAAGACAGCACUGGGACUCUCCAAGCCACUAAUGACUGGUUCUUCUUCAAGCUUGUCCUCCUCUUCGCCUGCUUCUUUCGCUACCCCGUCUGCUCUCAACAACACAGCUGCAGCAACACCCCUCUCCUCCAAGCCCCUGGUAUCUGACCCUUCGUCUGCCUUUGGCUCAUCUGCUCCGACUGUGCCUUUCCCGUUUCCGCCCAGCAACACAGCAACAGCAACAUCCCUCUCCUCCAAGCCCCUGGGUACUGGCCCUUUUUCCGCCAUUAACUCAUCUGUUCCUGCUGCAGCUUUCCCGUCUCCGCCCAGCAACACAGCAGCAGCAGCACCACUCUCCUCCAAGCCCCUGGGAACUGGGCCUUUUGCUGCUUUUGGCUCAUUUGCUCCUACUGUGGCUACCCCGGCUCAUCCCAGCAACACAGCAACAGCAACGUCCCUCUCCUCCAAGCCCCUGGGAACUGGGCCUUUUUCCGCCAUUAACUCAUCUGCUCCUGCUACAGCUUUCCCGUCUUCGCCCAGCAACACAGCAACAGCAGCGCCUCUCUUUUCCAUGCCUCCAGUCGUCACUGCUCCUCUGAGAUUUUCUAACUUCGCUCCUGGCGCAGCCUUUCAUCCCACGCAGCCCUCUGCCACACUAUGGAUUGCCAAGUAG